AAUGAGUAACCGGUCAAAAUUCAUCUGCGUUAUUAAUUAUUAUUAUUGCAAUAGUACGUAACAAGUAGUAUUUAAACAAGAUAUCGUGAAGAACUAUAACACUUGAUAACAGUGACUACGUAUUGAACAUGUAUAUACAAUUAGUGUUGGUGUUGUGUCUUAUUUUGCCUUUCUCAAAAUGUGAGGACUCCACGUGCAACCUUUUCCAGAAGUAUGUGCUUUUUAAGGAUGAAUGUCCCACUGAAGAGACAAAUGAGGUCCAACAAAACAGUUGUAGCUAUUUUCAGAAAUAUGUAUUAUGGAGGAAAGAAUGUAAUGAGGUACCGCAGGCCGAUAGUACCUUUACAAAAUGUAAUCGAGUUCAACAAAAAUUGUUAGGACAAGAUUAUUGUACAUACAUCCCGGAUCAGUAUUUAGAUGUGCCUCAAAUAAUUGCCAGACAUGGAUAUCCUUCUGAAACUCAUAUCGUUGAGACCGAGGACGGAUAUUUACUACAAGUUCAUCGGAUCCCAAGACCAAAAUUGGGUGCUUCUAUUGGACAGCCUAUAUUUUUACAACAUGGUUUAUUAGGAAGCAGUGCCGAUUGGAUAAUUAAUGGAAAUAAUACUUUAGCAUUUGUAUUGGCAGACAAAGGUUAUGAUGUUUGGUUAGGAAAUGCACGAGGAAAUGUUUAUUCGAGAUCACAUAUCUCCCUGCCAAAUGAUUACUCAGCUUUUUGGAAUUUUAGCUUUCACGAAAUGGGAACCAAAGAUUUACCAUCGGUUAUAACGUAUAUUACCAGAGUUACAAAGAAGCCAGGUGAACUUAUUUAUGUUGGCCAUUCGAUGGGAACAACUAUGUUUUAUGUAUUCGCAUCGGAGAAUGCACGAGUAGCCAAAAAUAUUAAAGUAAUGGUUGGGAUGGGAUCCGCUGCUUAUAUGACACAUAUAACAUCCCCAAUUAGAUAUUUUGCACCACUUACGAAGGAUCUAGAGUGGUUACGAAAAUACUUGGGAUUUAAUCAAUUUUUACCAAAUAAUAAACUGAUGCGUGCUCUUAGUUAUCAAUGCGAACUAUUUAGAAUAGAUGCGAAAAUGUGCGAAAAUCUUAUUUUUGCUGUAUGUGGAUUUAACAAGGAAGAAUUUAACACGGAAAUUCUUCCAAUAUUAUUAGCAAAGGACCCAGCUGGAGCUUCUACCAAAACUAUCAUUCAUUAUGCCCAAGAAAUAAGAAACAAUGGUAACUUUCAAAAAUACGAUUAUGGUGAGGAGGGUAAUAUGAUUGAAUAUGGUACCGAAACUCCUCCAUUGUAUAACAUAACUAGUAUCAGAACUCCCAUAUAUCUCAUGUACGCUAUGAACGAUUGGUUAUCCAAUCCAGUGGACGUAUUCCGUUUUGCCAGUGCUUCAAAAAAUUCAGUAGGUCUGUACAAGAUUAAGAUGGAUUCUUUCAACCAUGUAGAUUAUAUUUUUGGGAAAGAUGCUGAGACUUUGGUUUACCAACCUCUAAUAAAAUUUCUAAGUAACUACACAGAAAGUGAUUCUAGGUUAAGGAAAUCAAGAUUGUUUUCAUGAACCUGCUAUGAAUGCUUCUCUGUAGCCAAAGUAAUAAACCAUACAGGCUCAUGAAAUGAACAUUCCGUGUAAAUUUUAUAUACUACUUAUUUAAAAAAAUUGAUGAAACAACAUGCUCUUUAUGAAAGGUAUAUUUAUUUUAUAAAAAUCCCAAAAAGAUCUACAAAUUUCACAGAACGUUUUCGCUCUCUAAAAAGAGCAUCAUCAGUGUUCUUACAGGCUUGACAUGCUGAGCUACCUGGAACCAAAAUGAAUCAACCAAAAUGAAUCGAAAGAGCCACCAGGAACACUGACAUACAUGGGUUAAAACCUUUUAAAUAUCGACUAAAUGUCUCACAUAGGAAUAUUAAAUAUAAAGUCCAACGUGAGACAUUUAGUCGAUAUUUAAAAGGUGUUAACCGAUGUAUUUUUGGUGGCUUAGCAUGUGAAGCCUGUAAGAACACUGAUGAUGCUCUUUUUAGAGUGCGAAAACAUUCUGUGAUAUUUGUUGGCCUUUUUAGGUUUUUUACUAAUAAUAUAAUUUUUAUAAGAAAAAUUGUUCAUAGAAUUUUUUUGUAAUAAAUGGUAGGUAUACCUACAGCUAGUUACAGGGAAUUCUUCCUUGUUGAUACUUAUGUUUAACUUUUUAGUAUAGUGGGAAUAUUGUGAUCUUAUAUUAUUUAAAAAGGAGGUGAGAUUUAUUAUAUAAAAUAGAAGAUAAUGAAAUCAAUAUUUAUUUAAAAAUAAUUGUAAAUAUUGACUAUUUAAAUUAGAAAAUCAAGAGAAACUUGAGGAUAUUAGUGUUAUUAUUACAUUCACUAUUGAAAUGUUCCUUAAACAAUAAUGUUUUUUUGUGUUGAUAUUUAAAACUUAUAAAUAAAGCAUGCCAAGAC
Molecule: messenger RNA, 2425 nt
Organism: Diabrotica virgifera virgifera (western corn rootworm)
Lineage: Eukaryota; Metazoa; Arthropoda; Insecta; Coleoptera; Chrysomelidae
Product: lipase 3
Exons: 7
Coding region: 129-1553 (474 amino acids)
Biological process (GO): lipid metabolic process
Source: RefSeq, a predicted model, not a curated record